UGCACUGAAACAUAACGUGUGUUUUUGUUUUGCAAGCCGUAUCUUGUGUUUUUGUAAGCUACAUGUAUGGACAGGUCGUAAACAUUGGGGGGAAAACUGUAAGCCUAUUGUUCUGCCACAUGCUGCCGAGAGCUGAUUGUGAUUAUUCAAAUGCGCAGGCACAUGUCCAUGCAAAUACCACCACACGGCCCUCCCUCUGCAGAGGUGAACAAUUCAUAUGGACACGCACAAUGGCUGUGGGCAAGCCCAUUUCACCCACCAUCAACACGCGGCAAGUGGGGCAUGUCAAUUUGAAGUCUGGGCAUAGAAACUGCGAAGGGGGGGGACCAUUGACAUCAAAAUGCAAAUUAAACCAUUUCAAGUGGAUGCAUAGUGGCUAGUGUGAAUCACCGGAGCUUGGGACUCGGGUUGGACGCCUGUUGUUGCUGAAUACAUUUUAAUUUUUUUAUUGUGUGUGGCGGGUGCUUUUUAUGUGGCUCUGUACAUUAGACAAUUCUUGGACAAGGCCGACCAGUCUGUUUUGCAAUGCACAUGUUCACUCAUACAUGAUUACAUUUCUGUGGAUUUUUCGCAAAAAGCAGAGCCGGGAAUGGAUCGGUUGAUGAGCCAUUUGAAUGCAUGCAUUCAUCCGGAAUGAGAGAUGCGGCACUGCUGUUAUUCUGAAGGGGAAAAUGAAAAGUCGCAGUGUGAGCGUGUGCGUGCCGAGAUUUGUUCCAGAAAUGCAAUACUGACCGAGGAGCUUGGAUGGCACUAGAUUUUUAGACUCCAUGGGGCUUAAGGAGUCUGCUUGUGUUGAGUUGACACCAGCGGUUGGCACUGGGAUUGAGAAUAUCUGAGAUUGUCCCCUCCCCCCAACAACUUACACUGCAUGGAGUGUUUGGUUUGGACUGAGCAUUGAUUUUGAGCUGGCUUGUGCUGAACAUUGAAACUGCCAAUUUUCUGUUCCCCCUCGCCAUAGUGAACUUGAAACAGGCCCUGCAGUACCCUGGAUGGCACUAGAUUUCAUUACGCACAAAGACCAAUAAGAAAAAAAAAGCGGGUUGCUGCUGAGAAGGCCUUUCUUUUAGUGAGUUAAAAGGGAUGCAGAGGUUACAUUGUGAAUGGGUUGAAUCGGUUCCGAGAGCCCGGUUCAAGACGUUUCAAGGACUCCACAUUGUUAGUCAGGUGUAAUGGGAUCUGGCCACCCUGUGCCUGCCUCCAGUCCGAUCACAUUCACCAAACCUGUUAUUCGGAGGGACUUCUGAAAGGAAAGAACCAGGUUGACGCCGACGGUCGGUCGCAGGUUUAGAAAUCGGGCGAGCACAUGUGGGCAUUGAUUACAAGGUACAUGGAUACGCAACAUGGACGCCAGCAGGUUGGUACACAUAUUGGGAAGCAAUAAUACUCUCGAUUCCCAUGCACGGAUGACUGCUUUGAACUCGACCAGGCACUAACUUGCAGUGUGUACACCUUGGUCGUUGUACUGGCACAGGUACAUACAUUUACCAACAAUGCUAUAUCACAGGAGCCCAACUGGGUAAUGUGGCCUGUCCAUUUUGGUAGAGCCAUCUGGAAUUGGAAACAGUACAUUCAGUGCAUCAAGACCAUCAGCGGCACUGUGCAUCCACCGUGGUGCACUGACUAUGUAAAAGCACACGCCUGUUGUACCACACUCUUGGUAGGUGCACUGUAGCGCUGAUCACCUGCAUGGAACGGAUCAGAACCAAGAAGCAGUUUUGCUCCGUCCGAAAUGAGCGGGGGAACAGUUGUUAGCAGAAAGAGAUCACUAGAUGACAGAUAUGAUCAUCCGGGAUCAAAUUAUGAAUAUGGCAGCCGUGGAUACGAUAGACAUUACGGAAGGGACUCGGGAUCAUACCAUGAGGAGGAAAGUUUACCUGUGUCAUAUCGCGAUCGGCCACGCGAUCGAACGUACAAUCGUGGCACCAACUACUACCAACAUUCCAGCAGCUCACGGGGGACCGGCGAGACGAACUUUGACCCACCCCAACCGCUGCCCUCAACCCAGCAAUCGGACCAGGAUUACCGUUUCCUGAGGGACCAGUUUGCCACCGCAAGGGUGGAUGCUGACUCAUACUCAGACUCUGGGGGCUCACGCAAGGGGCGGAGCCGGCGACGCAAGCCUGCCUGCCGAGCGGGCUCGGCCAAGACUGCUGCCGCAGUUGCUGUGGUUGCCGCCGCCGCAAACCGGUCGCCGCAUUCGGGCUCAGCGCCCCGUUCGCGAAGCCUGAGCCGCUCACCGAGCCACUCCCACAGCCGUAGCCGCAGCCGGAGCUCGGACUCAAACAGCAGCGCCUCGCAGGGGGCAGUGGCCAGUGAGGAGAACUGGGAGCGGCGGUCGCGAAGCAAAGAGAGCGACCGAGAGAGCCGCAACACGGAGAACACACUCAGCUCGGCGGGCUCCAAGAACGCCGCCGGGCUGUGCGUUAGGAACUUGCCAACUAGAUCCAGCGACACAAGCAUCAAGGAUGGUUUGUUUCACGAGUUCAAGAAGUACGGCCAGGUCACCGCGGUAACAGUCCAUGGCACGGGUGACGACAGAGCAGGCAUCGUGUUUUUCAAGAGAACGGAAGACAUGGAGAAGGCUCUGGCAGCCUCCAAGGGCAAACUCUUCUUUGGCUGUGAAAUGAAACUAUCGAUCUGGGAUGGACCAGACAUUGGGGUGGACGACAGUGACGUCCGGUACUACGAGAAGGAGCUGGAUGAGUUCCAUCCGCGAGCGACGAGGACGCUCUUCGUGGGCAACCUGGACCGCACCAUCACACGGGAGGAGUUGAAGGAUGCUUUCCAGAAGUUUGGUGACAUCGUGGACAUUGAGAUCAAGAAGCCACAAGGAGCGCAGCCGUUUGCCUUCCUGCAGUUCUCGGACAUUGACAGUGUGGUCAGGGCCAGGAGGAAGCUGGACGGAGAAAUUGUUGGCAAAAAUAAAGUCAAGCUGGGCUUUGGCAAGAGCAUGGCCACCAACUGCCUUUGGCUUGACAACCUGGCCACCAACACCACCGAGAGCUACCUGCGCCGCUUCUUCACCAUGCGCUACGGCCCCCACGCCAUCUCCCGCAUCAGCCUGGACCAGCGCACCGGCACCGCGCUCAUCUUCUUCUACAACAUUGAGCAUGCCCAGAAGGCCAUGCAGGACAUGAAGAAUACGCGCAUCUCCGGACGCAGGCCCAAGGUCGACUUUGCCAGCAGAGAAUGCCAAAAUCACUUCUUUACUCGGCUGGACAAGUCGGGUCAGCUCCCCUACCAUAGUAGAGACGGCUCUCCCAAUGACCGCAGUUUCAGGGAAUCACCGAGUGAAUACCACAGCACAGCACGUAACUCCCAGUCCCGUCGCAUCCGGUCGCAGAGCAACCACGCCUCCCCUGGCAACUACCACAGUUCCCUGGGGCUCUACAGCGGUGGCAGCAGCACCGACGACCAGCGCUUCUUCAACAGUCAGCCGGGGAGUGGUGAGUUCUACCGGGGUGGCGCCAUUGAGCGGGGGUCGGUGGAGAACAACGGGGCCGGGGGCUUCGACGGCGAAGACUCCUACGAGAGGGAGUUGCGAGAAUACGGGUAUCACCAGCGGGAGAGAAAAGAGCAACAGCACAAGGAGAGGAGUCGCAGUCUUAGUCCCAGAGAAAAGUCGUACGAGAGAAGGCGUUGUAGUGGCAGUGUGGAAUCUCAGGAAGUCAACACCCCUACACAAAGCCCCUACCACAGCAGGAGUGUCAGUCCAGUGGCUUGCCCCAGGAGGAAACGAACUCCUCGUAGUACUGUAACUGUUCAUGGAUCGGAACGGUCCUACACACCAGUGCAAAGUCCCUCACAUGAGGAGAACUAUCGGGAUGAGAAGGACAGGUGGAAGAGCAGGUUACUAGAGGGAUCGGACGAAAGAGGAUCUUCUACGGAGCGCAGUGAAACCAGACACAAAUCCAAGAAAUCCAAGAAGAGCAGAGACUCUGACGAUGACAGAAGCGACAAGUCGUCCAGGCUGAGUGAGAAAUCGCUCAGUAAGUCAAGCGAGAAGUCCAAGCAGAAGCGGGACCGACUGGAAAAAUCGUUGGAGUGUUUGAAGGUGAUCCGGUCCAAGGAUGCUGCCUUGAAACAUGACAGGACUAAAGUUGAGAAGCGGCUGGAGAAGUUAAACUGUGAUGCACGGCAGGAGAAAUUCAACUCGGAUAUACGAACAGAUAAGGUUAACUGCGAGUUGAGAACUGACAAGUUGUUAAACUGCGAUGGAAGGACAGAAAAAUUGUCUGUGGAGGAGUUAGACGAAACUGAUAAACCCAAAGAUAAAUACAUGAAGAAGUUGAAAUUGAAUGACUUGGAUGACACAAGACAGAACAAAGUUCUUGAGAAGGAAAGGACUAGUGAAAUUGUACGCUCCAAGGACACCUCUGGUUUUGAUGCCAGCAAAAUGCAGCUGCCAAAUGAACCUGAUAUUGCCCGAAAACGGCGGAGAAUAGCUGAGGUGGAUCAGCCCCAGUCAUUGCUUAAGCCUGUUGAAAGUGAUGAAAACAUGCGCAAACUGGAAGCACGCAGGCAGCGCUUCAGUGACAAAAGUCCUGUGGACAUCAACAAGAUGCGCAAGAAGGAAACGAUUAAAUCACCAAACAGUGAUAGAACGUUGCAAAAUAAGGUACCCAAGUCGGUGAUCAGUAAACCUUUGGGUGAACUGUCGCACGGACAUGGUGAUUCUCUCAAACAUGAUACCUCUUCAGAGUCCCACUUCAGUAGGGACACAAGAACAGUGAUUGAAAGUAAGCACAAGCCAGUUCGAGAAAGGCUCGGGACCAAACAUGAAGCCUUGAUACAACUGGAGUGUAUUAAAUACGAUCCCAUGGAGAGGUUCAAUCGUAGUUUACUGGAGAGGAAUGAGAAGGAUUUAGACAUGUCUCCCUUCUCCCACAUCCCAGAAAUUCAGGACAAAUUGGUCCCAAGUGGUGGUGGUCCGAGCCGACCCGCGAACUCAAAACUGAAUAAGGAUGAAAUCCCCGCACUCAAACUCAGCAAGGUUUUGGUGGAUAGUGGCAGUCAAGACAAAGGGGUGGACAAACCCAAAAAAUCUUCCCCAGAAAUGGGACGAUUGGAUAAAUUCGUCCGUGAUAAAAACCACCCACAUUCCAGUCUCAGUACGAGUAGUGGCAUCAGGCCACCACAGAGGGAUAAAGUCCGCAUCCAACAUCUUCUGGACAUGGAUGAAGGCAUUGCAAGCUCGAGCGAUCAGGACACACCGGAAGUUGAUGAAGAUCAAAACAGCAGGCAGGGGCGAACCUCCAGGAGCAGCAGCAGUGGGCAGGGACCUUCAUCAUCCACGUCCUCGUCAAGCAGUAAACCUGCUGUCCAGGACAUGUUUGAAAAGCCUCACAUUGACACCAGCCUCAGCUGCCGGAAACAGAUGGAGAUUGCGCGGAAGAGCUUUGAGCAGCAACUACAGGAGAGGGAGACACAACCUGACCAAGAGGAAUUUAAUGGUCCAGUGCCCGUGCUGCCCCCUCCGCCCCCUCCACCAGCUGGCAACUCUGAGUCCAAUCAGAGUGCAGAAUACUCUGGAAAACUCAAUGAGAAGGAGAAACCUGUUGAAUCAGAUGGCAUCAUCCAGGAAAUGGAAUGGAAGCUCCAUAAAAUUACUCUGGUGGAAUUCUUUCCAAAAAGAAGGCGGAGGAUGUCGGAAUCCCAAGCUGGCGGUGGAGAUGAUGGCUUAUAUCCGAAGCGCGGUGGAUUUCGUGCCCGUCGGCAAAGCGAGGAUGGGCUAAAGUCCCCUGGUGGAGUUUCAGAUGUGCCAGUUGAUCCACGUAUACAAGGAUACCCCGUGGAACAGGAGAAGCAAAAUUCUGUUCCACAGAAGGAGGAAGUAGUUGAUGCUGAUGCAACAAAAUCGGAGGUUGCUUCAGUCCAGAGCCAAUCUCUGGAGCUCAAUGUCAACAUUCCAAAUGAUGGUGAAGCAUUGCCGUUGCUCUCCCCAAAACCAAUCAACCAGCCCAUUGUAGUAUCAGUAGGGGACACAUCUUCACCCUCAACUAGUGCACCCAUCCUCAGUCCAGCUGUAACGCCUGUGAAGUUGGACAGACGCCCGCUGUUGACAACGCAUGUUGAGAGUCCCUUUCGACAUGUUGGUCCGGAUCCUACCAUGGAACACCUUACCAAAUUAAAGACCUCUCUGGAGAAAUGCAACUUUGUGAAAAAUCUUGAAAAAUCUAAUCAUGUUGUCUCUCCACUGAUCUCUGAAACGAAGCCUGGCCUGACGUCAGUCUCGGACCUUCUUGACUCUGAGAAGAAAACUGAGGACGUUCCUCCAAUCCUGAAGAAUGAAAGCAAUACAUUUGACACACCAGAGCAGAAGGUGCCCACUCUUAGUAAAGUACCAUCUUUAAAGGAUGCUGUCUCAGCCGUGCUUGAGCGCAACAAGAUGAAAAAACUGCCAUCAGGGAGUGCCCAACAAGAAUUAUCAGUCAGUACAGCCUUUACACAACAGCAGGAUCUACUGUCCGGCAUCAAAAAAGAGAACAUUGUGUCAGAUAUGGUUGGACGUGAGUUUAAAGGAAGUUGUGACACCCCACCUACCACACCCCUGACCCCAAAUACCCCAAGCACCCCAGGAACUCCAGUGGAGGUCAAAUCAGAUGUACUGUCCACAAAGUCCAGGGUGGAGCGAUUGAAUCUUAUCGGGCGAAUAAAGAAGAAGGCCAAGAGCACCGAAUCAGAGCCAGCAGUGCUUGAUGGGAGGGAGCCACAGAAGGCUGGAGAGCAAAAAGUAGAGACCUUUACAUCUCGUCUUCUGAAAAGGAGUAGCAUCUUUGACCAGGACUCUGCCCGACUGCAGCAGAGUGCCCAUUUGAAGGACCCCGUGUCACAAGGUUCCAACAGGAAGUUUAACUUCCUUGAAGGAAUGCCAGCCUUGACAACUACAGAUUUACUCAUGAGGGGGAAGAUAGAGGGCAAAGAACUGAUCCCAGAUGGUCCACUGGAGAGAAGAAACUCAAUCUCUGGGAGUUGGGUGUCUUCUUCAGCACGAUCCCCACUGACAGUGUCAAGCUCCCUCCGCAGAUCAGGGAGCACCACCACAGCUGCAACAAGUAUGACCUCACCUUCUCUGCCGUUGUCUGCAGGAAUUACCCGUGACAAACCUUCCCCAAAUCAACAAUCCCAGCGUAGUCAGACCUUCACCACAUCAUCUAAGGAAGAGAUCACUCCUGUCUCUAUUCUCCGUGAUCCACGGAAAGAGCAUAGAGAAGAAGUUCGCAGAGAUACAGCAAAGGAGGAGUCGCGCAAGGAAGCAGUCAGCACAGAAGAUCCAUGGAAAGAUUCCUCAAAAGAGUCUCCAUCUUUGCCAUCACAGAAAGAUGAGCCUCCUAAGAUAGGCACUGCGUUGAAGGACCCCAAAAGGGAAGCAACAGGCUCUCGGGAGGAAUCAAUGCGGCCAAAGUCAAUCCUAAAGAAGGACACAUCUUCUGAAUCAGGUCCUGCUACUGCAACAUCAAAAACGACUCCGCAUCUUGGAGAGCCAAAUGCCCCAACAUCGGCAAAGAUUGAGACUGAGAAUGGACCGAGAGGAGCUGACCAGCUCAAACUGAAGAGGAAGCGAUCACCCAGCCCUGUGAAGUCUCAAGAGAAGUCAUGUGACACAUCAACCAAGGUGGCUGCGAAUCCUUCGCCGAAACCUAUACUGAAAGCAGUUGUCCGAAAAUCACCACCCAAGAAAGUUCCUCCAAAGCUUAUUGCCAAAGACAGUACUAUCAAAAAAACCACUACCAGUGGUACAUCUGUUAAAGAAACAGUUAAAGCAAACAAGGACUCCCCUGCCACUGCUAAAUCACUUGUCAAAAAGGUGUCAAAAGACCUUAAGGAUGCGAGAGAUGACAAAAAAUCCACUGGCCAGCCUAAAUCAGCAGAGAAAUCCUCAAAGCACACAGAAAAAGCUAAGGACGGGAGGGACAAGGAAAGCCUCAUUUCAAAAUCGAAGGAGGGAAAAGAAAAAGAUGUCUCAACAGGAAAGGGGAAAGAUUCAAAAGAAAAGCUGGAUUCCAGUAAAGCAACAGCCAAGGAAUCUGCAAAGGUGGAUUCAAAAUCAUCCCAUGCUACAAAGGCCGUAAGUGAUACGGAUGUGAAGCUUCCUAAGGGCAAAACAGAUAAGAGCACGAAACCUUCUUCAAAGCCGCCUGAUCUCAAGAAAGCCACAAAGGACAGGAAAGACUUAGUUGUCGCAGCCGAGAAAACUUUGCAUGAGUCAGAUUCAAGUAGUUCAAUAUCAAAACUUGCUGGUGAUAGUGCAAAAGAUUCAAAAGCAAAGGAGUCCAAACCAUCUUCAGAGAAACCGAAACUUAAAGAGAAACACAGGGACAAACCCAAGGAGAAAAAUGAAAAGAAAGAAAAGGACACUGAAAGGAAGGAGAGAGAACUGGAGAAGAAAGAGAGGGACCAUGAAAAGGGCAGGGACAAAGCCAGAUCCAAGGACAAAGAGAAAGAAAGAGACAAAGAUAAAGGAAAAUCAGCUCAUCAGGACACACUAGAUUCUGUAAAGAAGCUGGAGGAGACGCCAGUGAAGGCACCAAAGCAGCCAGCAAGGGGAGUUGCUGCCCUGUUGUCCACACUGUCCAGUUCAGAUGACAGUGAGGACUCUGAGACUGAACUUCAGCUGAAAGCAUUGCCCCAGGAACCAGCAAAGAUGUCUAAGCAAAGGUCAAGGAAAGACCGGCAGAGGGUCAUCUACUCCUCAGAGUCUGAAUCAGAUGCAGAUGAGGAUUUCUUUGAGGCCAAGAUCUUCUCUCCCAAGAAGCCCAAACCUGACAUUGCACCAGCUGUAAAAGAAGAUUUCAAACUAAAAGUGGCUGAUGAAGGGCCAGAGAAGUUACCCAAAUCCAAAGACAAGAAAAAGAAGAAAAAGGAAAAGGAGACUGAAUUUGAGAGAAACAAGAACAAAGAUGCAGCUCUCCAGAAAGAGCAGAAGGAGGUAGAAACUUCGAAGCAGGAAAAGGAAAUGCCUGUGGAACCUGAAGAACCAGAGGCAACACAAGAUUCAAAGAAAUCUUCAAAGAAAUCAGCAUCACGGAAGACCAAAGGGAAAAAGAGCAAAGACUCUGAAAAACCUAAUGAGUCAAGCAAGCAGCCAGAAUUGCCCACUGAUGUUCAGAAAGAUGAUCAAAGUCCAGACGAUACAAAACCAUUGAUGAGAAAGCAGAAGGUCACCUCAAUGGAAGUCAAGGUGGAACCAGAGAAAGCAAAUUCCAAGGCUCAUGGAAAGGCAAGCAAACAUAAGAAGAAGCAAGACGAGCAGUGGGGAAUGCUCCCUGAAGAGCCUGAACCUACUUCUGAGAUCACAGAUAGUGACCUGUCAUUCAAAACAUCUUCUGGGGAACCUGAUAGCAAAGCAGUCUCAAAAGUGGGUGAUGACUUUGAAAAAACUGUGAAAUGCCACAAUAAACCAGUGGAUAUACCUGAACCGGAAGAUGAAAGUACUCUAGAAUUGGAAGUGCCUGUUAAAUCCAAAGAGUCUAAAAGACAUAGCAAAUCCAAGAAGAAAUCAAAGAAAGAAAAGAAUGCCAGCUGUGGUCCCUCUGUGGUGCCGAAGUAUGAGAUUGAAGAAAUACCGUCUUCAAUUAAAGAGGAGCCACACAAAAUGUCUGAUUUUUCAGACGAUCUCCCCAAGCUUUCACUUGAAGCACCAAUCUCAUCAGAGCCAAGUAAAGAAGCAGUGCAAGAGACCUUGGAUUUGCCACCAGAUGAUCUUGUGGCAGUCGAGGCAUCACCAGAGAAACCCCCAUCCCUCGUCUCUGGGGACCAAGUGGAUAAAGUAUUAGCUGAGCCCAUUGAUGAAGAGACAGAAUCUGAAGCUGCCAUUCAGAAGUCAAGCAGAAAGCGUUCAGGGAAAGGGAGAUCACCAAGGAAAGGGUCUCACAAGAGAAAAUCCAAGAAAAGGGAGGGAAGUAAAUCGAGAGACAGGUCGAGAAAAUCAGAAGUCAUGUCUGACGAUCUUGAUAAUGAAGCUGCUGUCAAGGAAGCCCUCGAUAAAAAGUUUUCCAAAGUUGGCGGACUAAAUAUUACUUUACCUUCUAAAGACGAAGAGCCCGUAAUAGCUAAGGUGGAGGAUACCAGUGAAACCAAAGAUGGGAUGGGAAGGGAAUCAGGGAAGGUGGAGCACCUUGAGGUCCAGGAGACUACCGAGUGUGACUUUUCUGAUCUGGAGGUUCCAAAGACACCAACGUUUGAGCCAAUGUCUCCUCAUCUACCCACAGAGGAGGAACUUGAGUUGGAAAGAGGUGCUAAGAAGCUCCAGAGCCUCCUUGACGAGGAGGUUGAAAAACCAACUAGUCCUGGCCCAAGUGAGAUCAGAAACCUGUUCCCAGCCCUACCAAGUCCAGCACUGACAAUUCAAAGUCCUCCUCAAACCCUUCAGAGUCCACUGCAGAGCCUCCAGAGCCCACCACAAAAUCUCCAAAGUCCCUCAGAAAAUCUUCAAAAUUUUCAAAGCCCCCCACAAAACCAAGAGAGCGUGCCUCAACCCUAUCAGAGUUUCCCACAGACUUUUCAGAGUCCCCCCCAAGUCAAAGAAGCAGAGCUGGAGACUGUUGGGGAGAUCAAGACCACUCCAGAGAAACAGGUUUUGUCAGAGGCAACAGGAGAAUUUGUGCCAGAGAGCGAGGUUGAGCGGUUGGCCUUGGAGGCAAAAAAGAUCAACUCUAAUCCUGAACAGGCCCCACUUGUCCCAAUUAAUAUGCCCACUAUGAAGGAACCCAAAGAGAUUAUUACAGAGCUACCAUAUGUACCAGUUUUUGAGGACCCAAAGCCUCCUGAACAGAUUGAGGACACUAAACAGACUGUCAAACCUGAACCAAAACGGACAAGAGGAAAGCGAGGCCGCAAACCCAAAACAGUCAAAGAGAAUCAGGGCAGAGCAAGGACGAUUGCAGAGAUCAUCAACCUUACUCAGCGUAGCGAAAACAGAGCCCUUGAAAAUACCCAGCCCAAAGAAGAAACACACGAGACAUUCACUUUGCCAGAGGUCAAACCGGCUGAACCAGAUCUCCUCACUGAAGACAAACUGCCCCCUUGGAAGCAGUUCUUGGGUAUUCCUGCCACUGGAGCAAUGGUUUUGCAGCCCCCAAUCAUCAGCAACAUUAUCACUAAAGGGGAUCCAGAGACAGGAUUAAAAGUUGCAGCUGGACUUGCAGUAACAGGAGUGGAAACUCAAGCAGCUGAAGGGAGACAACAGACACAGGCCGAGGUAGCAGAGACGGAAGAGGCUGUUGCUAAUAUCUUGGUAGCUGAGGAACCAGUUCCUCUUGAGCAAACUCAGAGCAUAGUCAGUGAGGAGAAACCAGUUGCAGUUGAAAAGGUGUCAGAAAAUCAAGAGCACUUCAAGGACAGCAGAUUUACAACUUUUGACUCUAAGCUGAAGGAAAUGUCCAAAGAAUUCCCCAAGGAUCAACAGAAGGAUCCUAAAGCUGUAUUUGGGUCACCGAGUCGCACCAAAGAGGGCUCUAUUUUUGGCCAUCGUGCAAGGUCAAACUCUGCAACUGGCUCAGAAAUGCUGAAACCUGGGGAUAUUAGUGUGUAUGAUUUCACUGACGAUGAGCAGCACCCACUGAAGCCCAGCAAACCAAAGACAAACCUUGAAGCAGCUCCUAAGGCCCCUCCAGCCUCAGAAUCCCUCAUCAGCCUUGUGGCUUCUCCUGUGUCGGCUGCAGACUGGGCCAAGAACAAGGUGGCCAGCUUAAAACAGGCUGCUGAAGAAUUAAGACGGCAGGAGGCAGCUGGUCUUGAUGUAUACGAUUUUCAACCCAGCCCAAGCCCGAAUGAAGUUGUCAAGGGAUCUCCAGGCAAAGCAGCUCCCCGGCCAAGGCGAUCGUCCCGUGGAAGGGGUGCUGGACGUGGACGAGGACGAGGCAGAGGCAGAGGGCGGGAUUUGGAAAUCGGUUCUGAAGGAAUCAAGGAUCAAUCAGCUGCAAUGGUCCAGCAAGCAGAUACUGUCACUGCACUUCUGAAGCUUGGAGAGUCUUUUAAAUCAGGAGGUCUCCCUGUGGCUGGUGUCAUGCACCAACUUGAGGGUCCCCCUAGAAAACCUGAAGAAAUUCCUACAAGCUUGAUGAUGGUGUCCUCAGUUCCAGCAUCUAUUGCACUACCUGAUGCAAAUCUUAUCAGAACAGUUGCAUCUGUUUCUAAUUCUCAAAUCUUGUCCCCUUCACCCCAACCAAUGUUUAGUGAGUCCACCACUCUGAGUUUAGGAAAUGUUUCCACUUCUUGUGUUGUAACUUCCUCUUCGAGUGUAUCACCAGUCAUGACCUCUUCAGUACAUCAACCCCAAUCAAAUACAGUCACACCUGCAAGCACUACCCUUUCCCAUUUCUCACCCACGUUGGCCCCAUCAGCAGCUAGUACAGCCACAAGCAUGCCCGCUGUGGUAGCAGCCCUAGAAAGCCCUAUAGGCCAGAGAGCCACCCAAGAAAUUGCUGGUGUAGCUCCCAAAAGACGACAGCGAGCAUCCCGUGGACGACGAGACUCCAAGACUGAGCUGGAGAAAUGGGCCGGUGUCCAACAGCAAUUUCAGAUGAGUCAGUUCCAGACACCUCAACAACAGUUGGUGGCUGCACACUUCCAACAGGCAGCGAUGCAAAAAACAAUGGAGCAACAGGCAGCUCUGCAAAAAAACUUAGAGCAGCAACAACAACAGCAGCAGCAAUCAUUGCAGCAGCAACAGCAACAGCAGCAGCUCCAACAGCAACAACCCCCAUUCAGUAGGGCAGCAGAACAACCUCAGAUGAUACCACUGCAUCAAACAGCAGCUGCAGCCAUGCAAGCCCAAGUACAAGCCCAGAUUCAGGCACAAAUGAAUGCGCAGCGGGCAAUGACACAAAAUUCACAGCAGCUGCCUUCCCAAUCCCAGGGCAAGCUCCAGACCCUUCCACAGCAUCAGCCUCACGGUCAGACCCAACAGAUGUCUGUCCAGACACAGGCCCAGGGCCAGGGGCAAAGUCAGGGCUCAGGGAGUGCUACUAACCAGCGGACCCUUGUGAGCCAUGCACAGCUGGAAGCUCACCUUCAGUCCAUCACAAGGCCAGACCAAAAUCAGCAAAAGCAGAUCUCCCCUCAAAUGCCCAUCUCGACAGCGAGUGGGAUGUCACAUCCUGCUCUUCAAGUGUCACCAAACUUUUCCUCAUCUGGAUCUGUAUCGGUGGCUACCACCUAUCCAGGACUGCCAAGACAAGGUUCACAAACCAUCACAACACUUGCUGGUCACCCAUUUGCUGUUACAAUGCCCUCUGCUUCUGUGUCUACAAUGGCCAGCCCUGGUGCAACAUCCAAGAUGUCCACCUCUGCUAGUGCAAACUCCACAGCUUCCAACACAGUCACAUCUGUUAUCACUGAGAACAAAACUGUAUUCUCAAACAUGCCAUCUUGCCGCGUACCAACCUCAGUGGCUAGUACAUCCUACCCAGAUGCCAGUGUCCUCCGAGCACGUCUCACACAGUCAGACCCGUCGAAGCCCAUGUUGCCGCCAAAAAAGGAAAAGCUAGGUCACUCAAUUGCUGCACCUCCAUGUGCCAUACAGCAGGCUUCUUUCGAACCCAGGACUAACAAAUCAGAAAGUGCUAAGAACCCAGCAGGUGAGACACAGCAGCAGCAACAGCAGCAGCAGAUGAUGACAGAUAGCCCCAAGGUGGCACAUGUGGAGCUGCAACGGGGUGUACAUCCUUCCAUGAUGGCUGUUUCGCAAGCCCAUCAACCUCAGCAGCAGCAACAGCAGCAACAGCAGCAACAACAGCACAGUGUACAGAAAGAGGACCAGGAAAGAAAAAGAUCAAUAAGUGACCAACAGAGAGCUGCAGCAACAGAAGCUUGGGUGCGUGCCUCGGUAGAAAAUAGACAAGUACCAGCAAGUCCUGGAAUGCCACCGAUCCGCACCCCGGAUGGGCAGGUUUUGUUCUUACCACGAGGAGGUGGACCCCGGCCCGAGCUCAUGCAUCCAAACCAACAUGUCAUGAUGCCAGGCGGUCAUCCAGGUGAAAUCAUUUACCCGGCCAUGAUGCCUGGUCAUCCGUAUUUUGCCGACCCUAAUAAGAAGGAGAAAUCCCCCAACAGUGUGCCCCCUGCAGUUGCCGCUCAAGGAAUGAUGUCGAUUGAAUCUGGUAAAGCCGGCGUGCCACAAGCUGUGUAUCUCCCAGGAGCCUUGAGAAUGCCUUACCCACGGAUGAUUGUCCCUGGUAUGGAGAAUCAACCGGCUGUGAUGCAUUCACCUGGUGGUCGGAUAACAUCCCCCAAGGUAGCACCUGGCACUGCCACUUCUCCAGCUCUCUCUCCAAGGGUGAAAUCUCCAGCUCUGGCACACAGUGAACACCCCCGUCCAACCUCCACCCCGGAUGUUCAGAAGAGUGGUGAGUUGCCCCCUCAUGGCAUGAUGCAGCAGCCUGGAAUUAUCUCAGGCAUUCCGCCCCGGACACCUGGCAUCACAUCAGGAAUCCCGCCGCAGAGGUUUGACCUGCCGGCUGGUACUAUCAUGCCAGGUGCCAUUGUACACCGCGGCAUGCCGCAGAUGAUCAUGCGGCAGCCCACCUACAGCAUCGCUGCCUCCCGUGCCUCGCAGAAGCAAGAGGAGCAUGCAGAGCUGCAUCACCAAGAGAAGCAGCCCCCACCCCACCUGCAGAUCCCGUCAGAUGCCAUGCACCGCCGGACCCCACAAGGAAUGGAAGCCCACAUCCAGAUGCAGACGCAGCAGGCUUUCCAGGCUCGCCAGAUGGAGCUUGCCAGGCAGGGGAUUCACCCGUCAGAGAAUGAGAAUGCGUCAACACCCAGACCGCCAAACCAUGACUACCAGUCGCUGCCUGGGCGGGAGACACCAGUGUGGGUGACCCAUGGAGUUGCUGGCGUGUCCCCCUUGGCUCAUACACCAGUUGGAAUGCACCCCAGCCAAACCAGCCCAUCUCCAAGGACCAAAGGACCAGAUGCUCUUGUGGGACUUCUCAGUCGCUACCCUGUCAUGUGGCAAGGCUUCCUCACCCUCAAGAACGACGUUGCGGCCAUCCAGAUGUACUACGUGUCAGGCAGCCAAGCGGUAGCCCAGGAGUCGUUGCAGAACACCCACCAGACGCUCCGGAUAGCUCAGCGCAUGAGACUAGAGCCGUCUCAGCUUGAUGGUGUGGGCAGAAGGAUGCAGGUGCAGGAUGAGUCGUGCGUCUUGUUAGCGUUGCCUUGUGGACGAGACCACCAAGAUGUCCUGUCUCAGACCAACACCUUGAGGGAGGACUUCAUCACUUACCUCCAGCAGAAGCAAGCUGCAGGCAUCAUCAAUGUGGCCGUACCAGGGACAAAUCAGCCGGCCUUUGUGGUGCACAUCUUUCCCCCCUGCAAAUUCACGCAGGCCAACCUCAUGACCGUGGCCCCUGACCUGAUGGACAAUGUGACGGACAUCGCUCAUCUGAUGGUGGUCAUAGCCACCUGCUGACAAUCUUCUUAAUUGUCUUCAGCGGGCUUCAGAGACCUUGUCCCUGUCUUUCUGCACCUGUUGCCCGUUGCUGAAGGAUCGGUUAGAUUUUCACGGUUGACUACGAGGAGUGAGUUUUUCCCAUUGUGAAACUUUACAGUGUUUGUGUUGUGCAGCUGCCUGGAGUGGAUGCAUUUAAGUUGUUUGAUCUUGCCAUCGAUAAAGUAAUUACAGAGUAUUGUUACGAAUGGGGGGUAAACGACUUACAGUUGUCAAGGCUUUUAAAACUUACAUUAGGUGACCUCUAUCAGAUGGUUGAUAAUAAUGUUUUUGUACCACACUUCGGGAACAACAUUGGUGUCAAUACCACUCCCAACCCAAGCCAAUUCGGUGGUUAUCAGUGAUUGCCAAUUUUAUCAAAGAGUAUGUUUUAUGAAAGUGCAUUAGGAAUUCGGCUGUGCACAGAAAGUAGUGGUGGGCUACCAGCCAGCGUAUACCACUCGCUUUGCGUAUGCUUUGGCUGGGAAUCUUCCCAGUGUGGUGCUUGGCAUGUAUAGGGCUUAUUGGCAAGGCAGCUCUGUGAACUUUGACCCUGUGGUUUAUCACAUGCUUACUGCUUAAUUGGAAUGAACCGCUGAGGACAAAAAUCUCCAGAACUAAAAUCCGUAAAGCACAGCUGGGGUUCAGGAAGGAGCAUAGAACUCAUUGUGGUACUUAAGCUGGUAACCUAAGCAGGAUUUCUUUUCUGCUCUCAGCAUGUUGGUUUGCCUAGCUGAUCCGUGGAACUGAUCCUAACCUACGCCAUGCUUUGAAAACAACUGGCUGGAGACAGAUCUCAGUUCUCGACAUUUCAGGCAUUAUGUGCCCCCUUAGAACCAGACAAAUAUGGUUACCUGGGAACAUGCUCACCAGCCAAUUUGAAUUAUCUUGUUGCAAACCUGACAUUUCUUGAGAGGAUCGAACUGAAAAUGUCACAAAACGUUCUCAUGUCCAUUUUAAAAUAUGUUGACUACCAUGUUCAGAACUGGGUUUCAUGGAGGGGUGUAGAGUUGUAAAAUUUUUCAGAAAUUUAAGAAUACGAAUGCUGCUUGUUUUGUGUUUUGUAAAAAAGAGUAGAAGGGAAGAACUAUCCGUCCACAACUUUGUGUCACCAUGUUAAAUAUGUAUUUCAGUUGUUCAUAGGAAAAAGAAACGAUCUCUUACACAAGAACCCUAACCAGUAUGUGCAGUAUACUUCAUCAAUGUUUCUCCAUUUCAUUUUAGUUUAAACCAUGCGCUAACUGUUGGCAAGCUUUUCCUAAGGCAGAAAACAUUGUUCAUGCAGUCAGAACUCAGCAGGGGGGAAAAUUAUAAAAAGGGUUGGAAAGAAAAUAUUCCGAGGAUUAUUUCAGUCCAGUAUACACGCUUGCCUGUGAGCAACUGUGAAAAGAAAUGAUGUGUUUUUCCUACUAUUUCGCCACAUCAUGUUUUCUUGUAAUGGUCAUAUUUACUUUCCUUUUGAUUUGAGUUAUGUUUUACGGCCGUAUUACAUCUGCUACAUUCUUUUGUCUCAUUGUGCAAUUUGUAAACAAUAGAAUGGGUUCAGUAGUGAACAUCCAGAAAUUAUUUGAUUCUAGGAAAGAAGCCAAAAGUGUUUGACCAGUCAGAUGCCAGAAUUGUCCCAAGUUCAUCAGUUUGUUGUGUCGUGUACUGAUUGAGACUUGCAGUCAUGUUUGAUCUGGAAAUGAUUUCUUAAUUUAGUUGAGUGAGAGCAGGAAAGGUUGCUGUCAGAAAUAAUCUGAAGUUGUUUGAAUACAUGUAACAGGAAGUUACCUCUUCUGGAGGAAAUGUUGGCACUCUUUUCCUUUGGUAUGGUAAUUUUGGUUUGUAGUGAAAAGACUUGCCACCUGUCCGUGAUCUUUGUUUCUUUAGUCUGAAUCAGAAAACAGAUUUUGUAUGGCUGUACUGGUGUUGCAUUUGUCUCCAAGAAAACCUUUAAAAAAAAAAAUCAGGUAAACGUGUACAUGUUUGAGCACUGUUUAGAUACGUUGAACUUUGUUGGGUAAUCCACUCAGAAAAAAGGACCAAUUUAGGAUGUAAAAUACUCUGCCGUUUUACACUGUAUAUUUUAAUAUCACUACUAUCUGCAGUUAAGCAUUGUCAAAGAGAUGCAGAGGAAGCAAGAUUUUAGCAUAUUGGUGUACAGUUGGAGGUGUUUCCAGAAAAGAAAACAUUUAAAGUAAUGCAAAUACCCAAGGUUUCUUAGAAAUCUGUACAAGUUUCAAGACAACAUGGCUAAUUUAGGCAGCAAGUUUCGUUUGAUAAUCCUUUAUGUUACGGUCAUUGGGCACCAGAUAUUGCCUUGUGGACUUGCAGGUUUCUCUGUGGUUGCUGUGAGUUCACAGAUACAUUUUGCUUUGAACUGCUUUUUUUGGGGGGGGGGUAAUUUUGUUUCUCACUGCUCUAAUUGGAGGCUUCUCCGAAGGAUGCUAGUGGCUGUAAGUGGAUAAAAGAACUUGGAGACACAUGUGGUUUUCAUCAGCUGGAGACGACCAUGGUCACUGACUUCAGGCCAAUUCAUUUUUCUAGAGGGAAUUGUCACCAGGCAAAAGCUUGAAACCAACCACGUGCAGAAUGCGACAUACCGUUUCAGCUGCUUACUUGUUUAUGAUGGAAAACAUGCCCUUGCUCAUGUACUUAUAACAACUCACCAGUUUGGAAACAAGUUUAGGUGGGAAAAAUGUAUCUUGUGGGUUAAACUCAAUUAAUAUGAAUGUUGGGAAUAGGUGAAAAAACAAUUUACUUCAAAUUUUUUAGAAAGUCUUGUUUUAUUUCUCUCUGUUUUAAUCACAGCAGCGGUUGUGACUUUAAAUAUACAGGAGUGAUGUGGCGGCAAGCAAAGCUUGGUAAAUUACACGGCCCAUGCUAAACUCUGAUACCAAAGUGAAAAAACAGAAAAAAAAAUUGUUUUUAUGAAUGACUCUGUUUUAUCUGUUGGUGUGGAAAUUGAUUAUGCUGUUUAAAUAAGAGGUAAUUUUAACUGAUUCAUUAUUUCACGAUUGUUUUUUUACACAAGUAUGUAGGGGACACUCUUUUCAGGGGGAAAUUAGUGUAUUACUUUUGUCCGUUGUCUCGGUAUAUUGUGGGGUUUGUCCUGGGAUGUAUCGCGUAUAAUACAAAUUGUACUGAACAAGUUGACUGUGAAACUAACUUGUGUGUGCAUUUUGGACCCCAGCGAUCAGGUUGAUUGCACUUGAUGUUUCAUGACAUUAAAAACCGUGGUUAUUUCAUUAUGGUGCUGAUAAUGAUCAUGUUGUCUCAUAAAUGAUAGUGUUCCCCUACUACAGAACCUUAGUGCAAAAUAAAAUUGAUUGUACAAAGUGUAAACACUGAUUUUCACUAGGUUGACUUCUUUGCUGUAUAGAAACUUUAAAAACAUUGUACAGUCUCGGUAAGGAAACAAAUCUGUGUAAAUGUAGAUUCCUUGUACAGUAUGGAAACAUUUGACACUGAAGUUGGUUGUCAGGAUAUGUAUUUGACACUAGAGGGCAUUGUUUCCCUUGUACCCGUUUAGACUUGUUCACUUGUAACAUUUAGACCGAGGGGGGGGGACAAGUCUCCACCCUGCUGUCGAACUUAAUUGUCGACACCUGAAGGAUGUUUUCCCCUGCAGUGUGAGUGAGCUUGUGUAUAUAUAGCUUCUCAGAAUGGUUCUCUUGUGGCAUGUGGGUUUUUAAGACAUAUAGAAAAGUAUCUGGAUUGACAGAAAGCGAGCGUGGAUUAAAAAUCACUUUACUUAGGUGAAUAAAAGUAGAGUCCACUUUGUAGUCUGAAAACCUUUGGGAACGUAUUAUGUCAACCAGCUCCAUAUUUGUCUGUAGGGUUGGUCAAAUUACUGUAUUAAAGAUUUAAGAAAAAGAAAGUGUACAGUUGUUGUGUAAAUACCCUCUCUCAUGUGACUUCUAUUUUCAAAGAAAAAAUACAAAGCUCCACUGAUGUAAAUUUUUGAUAUUGAGUAAAUAAAUGGAGAGAGAUAUGAGUGAAAAUGAA
Acanthaster planci (crown-of-thorns starfish) is the source of this 19423-nucleotide messenger RNA. RefSeq lists its product as uncharacterized. NCBI's taxonomy places the organism in Eukaryota, Metazoa, Echinodermata, Asteroidea, Valvatida, Acanthasteridae. Gene Ontology annotation, molecular function: RNA binding. The record is from RefSeq and is a predicted model, not a curated record.